This is a messenger RNA of Closterium sp. NIES-67, 1887 nucleotides long. NCBI's taxonomy places the organism in Eukaryota, Viridiplantae, Streptophyta, Zygnematophyceae, Desmidiales, Closteriaceae. The record is from the annotation of a GenBank genome assembly.
CCAUGACUCCAUGGCUCGUAGUAGAGCCAACAGCAAACAUGUUGUCCCGCAUUUCCUCAGCGUAGUCUUGCGUCUUGAGUCUUGCGUCGCGACUGCUGCCUCUUGAGUCUUGCGUCUCGUCCCAGGGGGACUGCCUCUUGCCGCAUCGCAUGGCACCGCAUCGCGACGCCUCUUUACGUCGCUCGACUCUCUUAGCGCGCACUCUUUCUAAGAGCGUGUAUUCCCAAUAAUAACGCUGCGACGAGCCGUAUCACUGCAUCUCGAUCGAUUAUUUACUAGCGGUUUUCUUUUCUCUUUUCUUUUUCAAAGGCCCUGGAAUUGCCAGCGCUCGGAGAAGCAUGAUCAACUCGGGCGGACCGCUCACUUAACUCUGGUCAAGGCCACGCCAAGACAAGUACCGUCUGCAUAAUCAACACCAAGUAGCGUCGACAUGAAAGCAUCCUCGUGAAUCCACGGGCACACGUCGAAAUUUGUACUGCGAGUUCUCACCUCGAAAUUCGUACUGCGAUUUCUCACGUCGAAAUUCGUACUGUCACGAUUUCUCACGUCGAACUUGGUCACUCGCACGAUGGCGACCCUCAGAUUCACUCCCAGCAAACAAAUCCCCGUUAUAGGACCUCCCGCUUCACGGAAAAUUGUCCAGCAACGGAAAUCUAUUCUCAACAGCGCCGCUGGCGGUGCCAGCGGGCUCUCUCGGCCGCGCCCUCACGCCGCCGCCAUGCUGCUUCUACUUGCCCUGCCGCUCGUGCUCGGGGAAUUUCUCCCAGGCCUAAACGUAGGGUGCUGCGGCUCUGCGACUACCAACGCCGGCCCUGGUACGGCUCCCACCAGAAGUAGCGUUGUUACGGCGCGAGGGGGGCUCGGCCGGAGAGCGCGGUUUAUGGGCUGGCACGGUAGCAGCGCCGCUACUACUCGUAGGCUUAUUCGUGGGGCGAGUAGACGCAAUGGCGGCGGCGGCAGCAGCAGCAGCAGCGGCGAGCGUGGCAGGAGUGGCGGCACUCGAGGUCAUGCUUUUCGCGAUAAGAUGGACGUUGUUAUGGCAGGAAGAGUCCUCGAAGCUUCGCUCUCGUCAGUUUCUAGGAGUCUGGUUUCUGCAGCAGAAAGCUCAUCUGCCUCCGCCAAUCUCCUACUCAACCCCAGCUUGGAGGGGGCCAGCUGGAACAACUACGGCAGCGCAGUCACCUCCGCCUGCUUCCCCCCUUCCGCCUCUGCUGCGCCCUCCGGCCCUCUCCUGGGCACCUGCGGGAUCCGCCUCGCUCCCUCCUGCCCAUCUGGCUCAGGUGCCUCCUGCUGGGGCGCCCUGGGUCAGGUGGUUUCAACAGAGCCAGGUGCCAUGUACCAGCUACAGUUCUACCUGGCCGUUCCAGCACCAACUUCCUCCUCUUCCUCCUCCUCUUCUUCCUCCUCCUCUUCCUCUUCCUCCCCGUCCUCCUCCCCCCCCCCACCGUUUGAGCUCCAAGUGAAGAUCGGUGGUGCAUCAGUGCUCUUCACAUCCGAAUCUACCACCAGCAGCAGCAGCAGCAGCAGCAGCAGCGUCGGAGGGCUGGUGACGGGGCAAUUCGCGAUGGGAUCCGUGCUGUUUGCAGCAGGCGGUAGCGGCAACACGAGCAUAGUGUUCCAAGUGAACAGCACGGCUGUCAGCACUGUCGUUGACGCCGCUGUGCUCACCCGGAUCUAUGCCAAUGGAAUGGUUGGAUGAAUGAACGAUUGAAUGAGCCAUCACUAACACACACACGCGACGAAGCACCACUACUACUCUUCAUGCUAGGCUCACUCCCCCACUGCGACAUACCCUCUUGAUUCUGCCACUCUGACUGCCCACACACCUCACCACCUCACCACCUCACCACCUCACCACCUCACCACCUCACCACCUCACCACCUCAC